This is a messenger RNA of Nicotiana tabacum (common tobacco), 1978 nucleotides long. NCBI's taxonomy places the organism in Eukaryota, Viridiplantae, Streptophyta, Magnoliopsida, Solanales, Solanaceae. The record is from RefSeq and is a predicted model, not a curated record.
CAUUAGAGCGAGAAACAAACAAUGGUUGCUUUUUCAAUUAGCUGUUGUCACUUGGGAAAUAUUCAAUCAAUGGCUUGGGGUUGUGCCCAUAAUUUUCUCCCCAAAAAUUACUCUAAACUCACAGUAAAACAUACAUAUUCAUAUGCUAGUUCUAUAGGAGGAGAGAAAAAUAUGAGUCAUUUGAAGAUAAGUGCAGCAAUGGAUGAUAAUACUUCCAGCAUUAGUUGUAGUACUACUAAUAAUGAACGUCCAUUGGCAAAUUUUCACUCAAGUGUCUGGGGAGACUAUUUCCUCUCCUACACUCCUCAACUCACAGAAAUUAGUAGCCAAGAAAGAGUUGAACUUGAAGAAUUGAAAGAAAAAGUCAGGCAAAUGCUAAUUAAAACACCUGAUAAUAGUAUACAAAAACUUGAAUUGAUUGAUACAAUCCAACGAUUGGGAGUUGCAUAUCAUUUCAAAAAUGAGAUUCAAACAUCCAUUAAGAACAUCUUUGAUGCGUCCCAACAGAGUGAAAAUAAAGAUGACAACCUUUGUGUUGUUGCUCUUCGUUUUCGACUAAUGAGACAACAAAGGCAUUACAUGUCUUCUGAUGUGUUCAAGAAAUUCACUAACAAAGAUGGAAAGUUCAAGGAAACACUUACCCAAGAUGUACAAGGAUUAUUAAGUUUAUAUGAAGCAGCACAUUUAAGAGUACAUGGGGAAGAAAUUCUUGAACAAGCUCUGAGUUUUACAGUCACUCAUUUGGAGUCAAUGGGCUCUAAAUUGAGCAAUUCAUUACUUAAGGCCCAAGUCAGUGCAGCCCUAAGUCAGCCCAUUCAUACAAAUCUACCAAGGAUGACAGCAAGAAAAUACAUAUCUAUUUAUGAGAACAUUGAAUCUCAUAAUAAUUUGGAUUUGCUUUUGAAAUUUGCAAAAUUAGAUUUUAACAUUGUGCAAAAGGUGCAUCAAAGAGAGCUUGGCGAGCUUACAAGGUGUUGGAAUGAUCUUGUAGAGCAAUUUUCAUAUGCAAGAGAUAGAUUGGUGGAAUGUCACUUUUAUACCGUAGGAAUCUACUUUGAGCCUCAAUAUAGUCGUGCAAGAGAAUUGAUGACAAAAGUACUCGCCAUAUACACCAUUAUUGAUGACACUUACGAUGCUUUUGCAACUUAUGAUGAACUUGUACCUUUUACCGAUGCAAUCGCUACAUACGGAUGUGACAUUAGUGCCAUGGAUUCAAUACCGCCCAGUCUGAGACCUACUUAUCAAGCCCUUGUAGACCUUGAUACUCAAAUAGAAGAAAAACUUAGCAGAGAAGGUACAUUGGACCGUCUCUACUAUGCAAAAAUUGAGAUGAAAAAAGUGGCUAGAGCGUAUUUCAAGGAAGCAGAAUGGUUAAAUGCUGGCUAUAUUCCAAAAUGUGACGAGUAUAUGAAGAAUGCAAAUAUAAGUACUACUAGUAUGAUGGGUGCAACAAUUUCCUUGGCUCUUAUGGAGGAACCUAUAACGAAAGAGACUUUUGAAUGGAUGAUAAAUGAGCCUUUGAUUCUUCAAGCUUCAUCAGCAAUCAACAGAUUGAAAGGCGAUUGUAUUGGACAUAAUUUGGAACGACAAAGAAAGCAUAUAGCUUCAUUCAUAGAAUGCUACAUGAAAGAAUUUGGAGGUUCAAAGCAAGAUGCAUAUGCUGAGGCUCAGAAGAAAAUCACUAAUGCAUGGGAAGACAUGAACAAGGACUUUCUUUGUUCUACUCAUGAUGAAGUACCAACGUUUGUCCUCGAACUGGUUAUAAAUAUAGCACGCGUGGCAUAUAUUUUCGAAGAAAAUGAUUUUGCAAGUGCCCAAGGCGAAUUUAAAGACAAGAUUAACCUGCUGUUUGUUGAGCCUGUCAAUGUUUGAGGAUAAUUUGGAGCAAAAUAAUGUAGUUUGAGAACAUAGGAAUAACUUAGUGGAUGAUGAAAAAUGAUGUAUUGAAUAAAUUAUCUUCAGAUUAUCAAAGAAGAGA